AUGUGGUCGUUACCAACCUGCCUGAGCCUGGCGCUGCUCUUGACCCAGGCACAGGCGCUGUACUUCUACAUUGACGGUCCAACGCAAAAAUGCUUCUUCGAGGAGCUACCGCAGGACACGCUGGUAGUUGGCCACUUUAAAGCAUCCCAAUGGAACGAACAAGCGCGCUCCUACGUCGAAGGCGGCGGUGACAUGGGCCUCUUCAUAACCGUCGACGAAGUCUUCGACAACGACCACCGCGUCGUCUCCCAACGCGGCAGCGCCAGCGGCAAAUUCACCUUCUCCGCCGCGGACUCUGGCGAACACCGCAUCUGCUUCACCCCGACCAACGUGCCCGCUUCACGGGGCUUCCUCUUCUCCGGUGCGCAAGCCGGGGGCGUCAAGUUGGAGCUGGAUAUGGCGAUUGGGGAGACGUCGCAGAUUGAGAGCUCGGAUAAAGAGAAGGUGGGCGAGGUGGUGCAGAAGCUGAAGGAUCUGAAUGCGCGACUGCAGGAUUUGAGACGGGAGCAGGUUUUCCAGCGGGAGAGGGAGGCGGAGUUCAGGGACCAGAGUGAGUUGGUCAAUUCGAGGGUGGUGAGGUGGAUGUUGAUACAGUUGUUUGUGCUGGGGGCGACGUGCGCGUGGCAGUUGAGCUAUUUGAGGGCUUUCUUCAUUAAGCAGAAGUUGACGUAG
Saxophila tyrrhenica is the source of this 672-nucleotide messenger RNA. RefSeq names its product emp24p/erv25p- protein (gene ERP1). NCBI's taxonomy places the organism in Eukaryota, Fungi, Ascomycota, Dothideomycetes, Mycosphaerellales, Extremaceae. Gene Ontology annotation, biological process: endoplasmic reticulum to Golgi vesicle-mediated transport; Golgi organization; intracellular protein transport. The record is from RefSeq and is a predicted model, not a curated record. Gene Ontology annotation, cellular component: endoplasmic reticulum; Golgi apparatus; COPII-coated ER to Golgi transport vesicle. The transcript is spliced from 3 exons. Bases 1 to 672 code for a protein of 223 amino acids.